Molecule: messenger RNA, 3595 nt
Organism: Nothobranchius furzeri (turquoise killifish)
Lineage: Eukaryota; Metazoa; Chordata; Actinopteri; Cyprinodontiformes; Nothobranchiidae
Product: galactose-3-O-sulfotransferase 3-like
Biological process (GO): glycolipid biosynthetic process
Cellular component (GO): membrane
Molecular function (GO): galactosylceramide sulfotransferase activity
Source: RefSeq, a predicted model, not a curated record
GCCAAAAUGCAUGUCAGAUCUCAUUCCUACUAACACACCCAAUAGGGCUCGGAGAUCCCUUGGAAACAAUCAGCUGGCAGAACCACGGAUCAGAACAAACCACGGUGGAGAUGCUUUUUGUUACUAUGCUGCUCACAUAUGGAAUCAGCUUCCCCAUGACCUCAGAUGUGUCCCAACCCUAGUGUUGUUUAAAAUAAAACUAAAACCCCCAACAUACUCACCAGCCUUUUAAAUGAAUUGUUUCUUAUGUUGCGUCAUCUCCACUGUAAUCUGCGCUGUAACUUUGUCUUCUCCUUUAGCUCUAAACUAUAAUUCUAUCUGCGUGUAUUUUCAUUUGUGUUUUUAUUUGUUUUCAUAUCAUAUCCUGAUGAGUGUAAAUCGAAAAUAUCCUCUAUAAAUAAAGUUGCCUUGCCUUGCCAAGCUGUACUGGCAGUUUCUCUGUCUCCAAAAUGUGCUUACACCAGGGUAAGGGUUUAGUAAAGGUGUGCACAUUUUCCCUCCACAUUCUUUUCACAAUCACAAAGUUUCUAUAGAAGGUUAUUCACGCAAGUUUCAGCCCACUUUUGUGCUCUUUUCUUAACAUGUUUUCCUCACUCAUCUAACGAUCUCCUCUCUGUCUUCCACAGUCUAAAAAAACAUCAAAAUGUUACAGAAGAAGAAAUUUGUGGUCCUCCUAAUUUGUGCUGUCAGUUUUGUGGUCUUCAACAACUUCCUCUUCAACUGGGCCAUGGAGGCUGCCCAUCUUGGUGGCUCAAUCCUUUGCUCUCGCCUCACCCCAGACCUGAAGCCUAAGCAUACCAACGUAGCCUUCCUCAAGACCCACAAGACAGCCAGCUCCACCAUGCAGAACAUACUGUUUCGUUUUGCUGAGUUUAACAACCUGACAAUGGCUUUGCCUAAACCAAACUGUGGUCACCAGUUUUGUUACCCACACUUCUUCUCCACUGAGUUUGUUCAUCCACAAACGCAACAACCAAAUAUGAUCGCCAAUCACAUGCGCUUCAAUGAGAGCGCACUGCAUAACCUGAUGUCAAACACUACCAUAUACAUCACUAUCCUGAGAGAGCCCGCGUCCAUGUUUGAGUCUUUGUUUACUUACUACAGUAAUAUAAGUGAGGCCUUCAGGAGGGUCCCUAAUGGCUCUCUAGAGGCUUUCCUAGCAGACCCCUUACGGUACUAUCGACCAGGAGAGGAUAAUGCCAUGUACGCACGUAACACUUUGACCUUUGACCUGGGCGGAGACAAAGACAGGCCAGCAUCAGAUGCGGCUUAUGCACAAGCCUUUGUGGCCAAGGUGGAGAGAGUUUUCUCCUUGGUGAUGAUUUCUGAGUAUUUUGAUGAAUCUCUAGUUCUUCUUCGUCAUCUCCUCUCUUGGGAUUUGGAGGAAAUUCUGUAUGUUAAACUUAAUAUGCGGAUGGAAAGUUCUAAGAAGAGUCUUUCACCGGGUCUUCCUGAAAAGAUCCGUGCCUGGAAUUCCAUAGAUGCCCGCCUUUAUGACUACUUUAAUGCCUCAUUGUGGGUGAAACUGUCAGAACUGGGUCUAGAUUUUGUAGCGAAUGAGGUGAACCUUCUUCGACACGCCCAAGAGAGGCUAUUGAAGAACUGUUCUGGUGGGCAGCUGCCAGCUUCUGAGAUCAAGAACAAGGAACUCCACCCCUGGCAGCCCAGUGAAAACGUCAGCAUAGUUGGUUACGACCUCCCAUCAAAUAUCAGCCAGGAGGCAAAGGAGCGCUGCCUGAGGUACAUCAUGCCGGAGGUCCCAUACACAACCAAGCUGCUUCAUUCCCACUUAAUGAGGUCAACUAAAACCUGAGCUCUACAGAGGUUAAACACAAACUAAACAAGACCAGACCAAAAGCAUGCUUAUUGGAUAAAAACAUCUGCUCUCUGAACAAACACUCUAAUACAGUGCUUCCUAUUAUCACUCCCUUGUAGGUCUGGAUAUAAAGAUCCACCAGAUUGCUUGCUUGUUUCAUCUAGACACAUUUUGUUUUUAAAAUGAACGAUGGACCAGACUUGGGAUAAAAACCUAAUCCCACAUGUGUCUAAUGACUUAAACAUCCUUCCAUUUGGUUGUGAUGCAAAAGACAAUUGGUCUAACAGCAGAUAACCUGGUUUCAUCUGAUGUGAGUGUGGUUGCACUUAAGCUAGUAUACAUCUGAUAGUAUGAAAACCUUGAGCAAAGUAUCAAAGUUUCAUGGUUUUACCAUUUCUACUGUACACAUUUCAAUAGUAGACACGAUGAGGCCAAAAUGGUUGUUGAUGUUAAUAGUAAAGCAUCUCAAAUAGGAUGGGCAAUGAUGGAAAAGGGGUUAAGUGUCCGCCCCGUAACAACAGGGUUGUAAGUUCGAGCCUCACUCAGUCUGUGGCUGUUGUUGUGUCCUUGAGCAAGACACUUUACCCACCUUGCCUGCUAACGGUGGACGGAGGGACGGGUGGCGCCAGUGGUCUGCAGCCUCACCUCCUUCAGUGCAACCCUGGGCAGCUGUAGCUACAUUGUAGCUGAUCAUCACCAGCGUGUGAAGGACACCCACAGUGUGUGUGCAUACAAGUAGAGGUGGUAUGGUAUGGUUGUGUAGUAAAGCGCAUUACUAUCGGUUUACACAUAUGAAGCUAAACUGUAUUUGAGAAGAAUUGAGUGCUAACAAAAGAAAAAGAUGUUGCAGAAUUGCAGAUGUGUUCAAAAGGGCUAAAAUAAUCUUUCUCAUGGUGAAAAUGAACCGCUCAGCUACUACCAGUGUGAACAGAAGGGUUUCACUUCUGAAACUAAAAUGCUGUGUUGUCAAAAAUGUUUUUCUUACAUCUUUGUAUAUAUUGUGUACACAAAGUAUAUAUUGUAAAUAAUACAUAGAUGCUAUUUAUCUAACAGUCUUUACUGUUAUAUUUUGUUAUACAGUAUGUCUAAACAAUUUUAACUACAAUGCAAAACCAAUGUUAUGGUUUAUAAUCUGUAUUAAUUCUGUUUUCCAUUUCCUGUUGAAUGGGCCUGUUUGUCCAAAAAAAUGCAGACAUAUUUUAUUUAUUUAUUUAUUUGAAUAUGGUCAUCAGCCUGACAGGUUUUGGGUGAACGCUGGGACUCAUCAGGGGCAGCAACUACCUACUUUUGGAGGUGUAUGCUGACACAAAAUUGGCGGUUGGAUUUAAAAUGACAACUUUUGUAGUCAAUGGCAGUGAAUGAGUCAAAAAAUUUUGGAUAUUUUAUAUUUAAAAGCAUCAGUCUGGUGCAUUUUGAGAAGAAAAGGUUGACUUGAAGGCUGAUAGGAAUGUAUAAUAAAGUAUCUAUGGCAUUAUAGUAUUAUCUUUGAUUGAUUAUAUAUCCUGUCCUGUCCAACCCAUUAUGAACACCGACUACAGCGAAAUCCACUGAUGCAGCUGGCAAAGAUGCUGUUGAACGUGUGAGUGUGCAGAACUUGCUAAACUACAUGACUCAAUUUAAGGAACAAAACAGAGUCCAGCUGCUGUUUUUUAUUUGUUUUUGAUGUUUAUAGAAACUAAAAAUAUCUGCAGGUUUUUGGGCCCAGGGCAGAGUUUGUAUGUGUAAUGUUCACAGACAUCAAAACCUUAGAAAUUGAAUAAAAAAAUUAUAAAAAUUAAA